AAGUUAUUUCUUUGGAUAUCGUCGCGGAUUUGAAAUGGGUUUAAUAAUUGGUGUGGUUUUAAUACUUCUAGCAUUUCAUUCCACGGUAAUUUGUGAUAUAUUUCCUGAAUGCGAUGGUGUCGAAAGCCAAACAUUUAUAGCUGAUUAUAAUGAUUGCGAAUCUUAUAUCUAUUGUGACGAUGAGGAAUCUUUUGCUUCAAAAUGCUCAAACGGUGAAAGAUUUAAUGAAGAAUUGGGCAUAUGUGACGAUGCCGGUAAUGUUGAAUGUAACGUGGAAGAAACUUUGACAUCCACCGAUAAAUCAACAACAAAGGAGGAACCGACAACGAGAGAAGAAGUGACUUCAACCGAAUCUCCGUCACCAUCAAGCACGACGACUUCAACAACAAGUUUAAGUUCAACUAAAUCUAAUCCAACUUCAUCAUCUACCUUAGUUCCGUCAUCGUCAUUGUCAACAACAGAAACAGCAACAACAAAUGUCAUCUGUCCAACUCCAUCGAGAGCUGAAGACAUUGUUUAUCUACCCAACUCUGAGUCAUGUUCGGAAUAUUACAUGUGCUAUAAUAAAAUAGCAAUUCCAAUGACGUGUCCUAGGGAUUUGGAGUUUAAUAGAUUGACAUCUUCCUGUGAUUGGGCAUAUUCCGCAAAUUGCAAGGUUAUCGGAACUACAACGCCUAGUCCAAGGGAACUAUGUACUGGUAAUAAAUCUGGUUAUUUCGAAUACGUCAAAAACUGUCACUAUUAUUAUCGUUGUAUGAAUGGUUUGCUGACAAUUCAAGAAUGUCCAUCAGGAUUUGGGUGGGAUGGUAUAAGAAAAAUGUGCUCCUCAACAGCGUGUAGAAGAAAAGUUUAAAUGUUUAGUUAAUUUAACAAAUAAAUAAGAGAAAUUGCUAAAAAUUAUAA
This is a messenger RNA of Eupeodes corollae, 903 nucleotides long. Its product is annotated as probable endochitinase. The record is from RefSeq and is a predicted model, not a curated record. NCBI's taxonomy places the organism in Eukaryota, Metazoa, Arthropoda, Insecta, Diptera, Syrphidae. Gene Ontology annotation, molecular function: chitin binding. Gene Ontology annotation, cellular component: extracellular region. The coding region runs from base 35 to 853 and encodes 272 amino acids. The transcript has 2 exons.